This is a messenger RNA of Cephus cinctus (wheat stem sawfly), 2274 nucleotides long. RefSeq names its product facilitated trehalose transporter Tret1. Lineage: Eukaryota; Metazoa; Arthropoda; Insecta; Hymenoptera; Cephidae. Gene Ontology annotation, biological process: transmembrane transport; carbohydrate transport. The coding region runs from base 327 to 1730 and encodes 467 amino acids. The record is from RefSeq and is a predicted model, not a curated record. The transcript has 6 exons. Gene Ontology annotation, cellular component: membrane. Gene Ontology annotation, molecular function: sugar transmembrane transporter activity.
CUGGAGAUUACGUGGAAAAAUUUGACAAUUUUACGGUACUAUCGCAAUAAUCGUUGUGCAGGGGUCGGGCCCACGGGUCAUAGCGCAAUUAUGAUAACUAUUGAUAAGGUCCCGAUAAGGGGUCAUCUCGUAUAUAAGACCGUGCUCCACGAACUCUAAGGGACACUCUGGCGAACUCUUUAAUCGUUAAGUCAAGAAGUUCCGAGUGGAGCAAAGUUCUCUUAGCGCGUCAAAUUAGACUUGCCCAUCCAUCUCUAUCCAUUAGAGUUUCUACUAUUAAAGUUUAUUUAGGAAUACACGUGUCCGUGCAGAUCGCACCGUUUGAAAUGUCUUUGCCGAUUUUCAAGGAAAAUGAGAGGUUCAACCAGCAGGGUCGAGUAGUUCCGCAAUAUCUUGCGGUAGUACUAGCCACUAUGUCGGCCUUGUCGGGUGGAACGUAUUUGGGAUGGACGUCGCCAGCUUUACCGCUACUGAGAGAGGAUGAUCAUUUGGAUAUAAAUGAUGGAGUUGGUUCGUGGAUUGGUUCUUUGACACCUUUGGGUGCUCUGAUCGGUGCACUUCCGGCAGGAUACUUGGCCGAUAAAGUAGGACGCAAAAGAGCCAUUUUGAUUAUCACACUGCCUCUUCUAUUCUGUUGGUACCUCGUUGGCUUUACCCACAAUCUCGUAUGGAUUCUUUUAGGACGAGCCUUGGCUGGCACAUCAAUCGGUGCGUCCUCCGUCACUGUUCCUAUGUACGUUUAUGAGAUUUCUGAAGCCAACAUCAGAGGAAAACUUGGUACAUUUUUCCAAUUACAAUUGACAAUUGGUAUUCUAUUCGUCUACUUAACUGGUUUUACUCAAAAUUAUGCAUACAUUGCAUUAAUAUGUGCAUUGAUUCCUGCACUGGUCCUAAUCACAUUACCGUUCAUGCCUGAAUCACCGGUAUGGCUGAUGAAUCAAAAUCGUAGAGAGGAUGCAAAAGCAGCGUUGCAAUAUUUUCGAGGAAAACGAUAUUCAGUGGAGAAAGAGUUGUCUGAGCUGCAACUGAUUAAAGAUAGCCAGGAAGAUGCUGCGAGUAUUAUGGAUUUGAAGAAUCAUGUAAAGGCGAUGAUAAUAGCCCUAGGACUUUCGAUUUUUCAACAAUUAUCCGGCAUCAACGCAGUGAUCUUUUAUAGCCAAACCAUCUUCGCGGCUGCUGAAACGAAUAUCAGCUCAAUUCUGUGUUCAGUUAUCAUAGGAAUUGUGCAGGUCGUAGCUACGUGUGGAUCAUCAUUCUUUAUUGAUCAUGCUGGAAGAAAAGUCCUUCUUCUGCUGAGCUCGACCGUAAUGGCCGCAUGUUUGUUCGUCUUGAGCGCAUAUUUCCAUUUCCAGACCGUUCUGUCCAGUUUAUUCUGGGUGCCACUGGUAUCACUGACUGUCUUAGUCAUAGUCUUCAGUCUUGGGUUUGGACCGAUACCUUGGUUGAUUGUCGGUGAAUUAUUUCCCAGCAACGUAAAGGGAACUGCCGGUUCCGUAGCAGCAGCAACAAAUUGGUCCUUAGCAUUUAUGGUGACAAAAUUCUUCCCAACUAUGAUGAACAACGUGGGAAUCGCUGGUUCCUUUGUUAUCUUCGCUUUCGUAUGCGUUGCUGGCACAAUCUUCAUCAGCACAGUCGUUCCCGAAACCAAAGGGAAAUCCUUAGAAGAGGUUCAGAAUGAAUUAUAUGGAAUAAGGGAGGAGCCUAUAACGCAAGUAAAGAUUCAGUCAUAAAAAUAUAGAACGAGAACUGUGAAAAUAUCAUAUAACAUUGACUCGUUCGAUCGAGUGUCUCGUAACCAUAAGACUGUUCCAAGAACUUGAGGAAGAAUCGAUUUAACUGCAUUCGUAUAUUGCGUUCGAAAAUCGAAUAUAAUGAUAUUAUGCGUUAAAAAGGUCUAUACUUACCUGUAAUCAAGUAUUUCGUUUAUACUGCGAAUUCAUUUUGUCUAGAUACAUUCUACAGGUUGUUAGUAUAAGGAUAAUUUAUUUAUAUAUACUUAACCGCAUUUUUUUAAGGACACGCAGUUUUUACAGGCAGGUCGAAAGGGGUUAUCUCUUAUUAGGGUGGUUAAUUCAUGAAGAAUUUCAACAAGUAUCUACGUUAGGUGCCUCUUUUGGGUUUGACUUUUGUAUUUUUUUUUGUUCUAUUAGUUCUAUAAGAUUAAUUUAUUCAUGAGAAAAUUUCGUUAUAGUUAUAUUAUAAUGUGUGGAUGUAACCGAGGGCGAUAUUGCGAAUUAAUAUUUUUAAAUAAUAAACUGGAAUUGUGAAAAUUAA